UAUAAGGGAAGGGUCACGCGCUCAGUGUGCUGAGAGUGUCCUGCCUGGUCCUCUGUGCCUGGUGGGGUGGGGGUGCCAAGUGUGUCCAGAGGAGCCCAUUUGGUAGUGAGGCAGGUAUGGGGCUAGAAGCACUGGUGCCCCUGGCCGUGAUAGUGACCAUCUUCCUGCUCCUGGUGGACCUGAUGCACCGGCGCCAACGCUGGGCUGCACGCUACCCACCAGGCCCCCUGCCACUGCCCGGGCUGGGCAACCUGCUGCAUGUGGACUUCCAGAACACACCAUACUGCUUCGACCAGUUGCGGCGCCGCUUCGGGGACGUGUUCAGCCUGCAGCUGGCUUGGACGCCGGUGGUCGUGCUCAAUGGGCUGGCGGCCGUGCGCGAGGCGCUGGUGACCCACGGCGAGGACACCGCCGACCGCCCCCCUGUGCCCAUCACCCAGAUCCUGGGUUUUGGGCCGCGUUCCCAAGGGGUGUUCCUGGCGCGCUAUGGGCCCGCGUGGCGCGAGCAGAGGCGCUUCUCCGUGUCCACCUUGCGCAACUUGGGCCUGGGCAAGAAGUCGCUGGAGCAGUGGGUGACCGAGGAGGCCGCCUGCCUUUGUGCCGCCUUCGCCAACCACUCCGGACGCACCUUUCGCCCCAACGGCCUCUUGGACAAAGCUGUGAGCAACGUGAUCGCCUCCCUCACCUGCGGGCGCCGCUUCGAGUACGACGACCCUCGCUUCCUCAGGCUGCUGGACCUAGCUCAGGAGGGACUGAAGGAGGAGUCGGGCUUUCUGCGCGAGGUGCUGAAUGCCAUCCCCGUCCUCCUGCACAUCCCAGCGCUGGCUGGCAAGGUCCUACGCUUCCAAAAGGCUUUCCUGACCCAGCUGGAUGAGCUGCUAACUGAGCACAGGAUGACCUGGGACCCAGCCCAGCCCCCCCGAGACCUGACUGAGGCCUUCCUGGCAGAGAUGGAGAAGUAUCCUCUCGGCCCUGCUCAGGCCAAGGGGAACCCUGAGAGCAGCUUCAAUGAUGAGAACCUGCGCAUAGUGGUGGCUGACCUGUUCUCUGCCGGGAUAGUGACCACCUCGACCACGCUGGCCUGGGGCCUCCUGCUCAUGAUCCUACAUCCGGAUGUGCAGCGCCGUGUCCAACAGGAGAUCGACGACGUGAUAGGGCAGGUGCGGCGACCAGAGAUGGGUGACCAGGCUCGCAUGCCCUACACCACUGCCGUGAUUCACGAGGUGCAGCGCUUUGGGGACAUCGUCCCCCUGGGUGUGACCCAUAUGACAUCCCGUGACAUCGAAGUACAGGGCUUCCGCAUCCCUAAGGGCACGACGCUCUUCACCAACCUGUCAUCAGUGCUGAAGGAUAAGGCUGUCUGGGAGAAGCCCUUCCGCUUCCACCCCGAACACUUCCUGGAUGCCCAGGGCCACUUUGUGAAGCCGGAGGCCUUCCUGCCUUUCUCAGCAGGCCGCCGCGCAUGCCUCGGGGAGCCCCUGGCCCGCAUGGAGCUCUUCCUCUUCUUCACCUCCCUGCUGCAGCACUUCAGCUUCUCGGUGCCCACCGGACAGCCCCGGCCCAGCCACCAUGGUGUCUUUGCUUUCCUGGUGACCCCAUCCCCCUAUGAGCUUUGUGCUGUGCCCCGCUAGAAUGGGGUACCUAGUCCCCAGCCUGCUCCCUAGCCAGGGGCCCUGAUGUACAAUAAAGCAAUGUGGUAGUUCCAA
Molecule: messenger RNA, 1706 nt
Organism: Pan troglodytes (chimpanzee)
Lineage: Eukaryota; Metazoa; Chordata; Mammalia; Primates; Hominidae
Gene: CYP2D6
Product: cytochrome P450 family 2 subfamily D member 6
Exons: 9
Coding region: 117-1631 (504 amino acids)
Biological process (GO): xenobiotic metabolic process; arachidonate metabolic process
Cellular component (GO): cytoplasm; intracellular membrane-bounded organelle
Molecular function (GO): oxidoreductase activity, acting on paired donors, with incorporation or reduction of molecular oxygen, reduced flavin or flavoprotein as one donor, and incorporation of one atom of oxygen; heme binding; iron ion binding
Source: RefSeq, a predicted model, not a curated record